AUGGAAACAUCAGAAUCAGGAAAUGGUGAUUAUUCGAGUAGUUGUAUGAAAUAUAUUGAACCACCAAAGUUACCAUGCAAAUAUAAAAGACCAUUUGAUGAGUUAUAUUAUCAAUCAUAUUUUGAUAAUCAUCCAAUACCGUAUGAUUAUCAAUCGGAUGAUAAUAUUGAUGGAAGUAAUCAUGUGGUUAUUAGAAAAAUUCGCAAUUUCUCAGAAAAUACCACAGCACAUGGUGUCCGACGAAUAUUUAUUGCUAGAAAUGCAUAUACUGCACGAUUAUGGUUAUUUGGAAUUAUCUUGUGCUUUAUCAUACUUAUUGUACAAGCUUAUCAAUUAGUGAUGAAAUUUAAUCGUCAUGAAAAAAUUACUAGUAUUGAGCUUAAAUUUGAUUAUAUACAAUUUCCUGCUGUAACAUUUUGUAAUUUGAAUCCCUAUAAAAAAAGUUUGGUUCGAUCAGUACCAUCUGUCAAGGAUACGAUGGAUGUUUAUGAAAAUGCGAAAUCUUUUCGCCGAGAUAAAAGUCGCAUAAAGCAACAAUUACCAAUUGGUAUCAUUCAUAGACAAUCCAAUAAGCAAAAGGGACGUUUGUCACAUUUGUUUGAUAACAAAAUGACAAAUGAUUUAAAUAUAAAUUAUUUGGAAAAUGUAAAACGACGACAACGACAUCUUCAAAAUGAUUUAUUCAAAAGUAAUAAUCAUAUCAAUACAAUUAGUCAAUCAAAUAUAAAUCAUGAAAGUGCAAAUGAAAUUAAUGAUGAAAUAUUUCCAACAUCUAAUAUCCAUUUCGUUACCGACACUGCUACUACUACCAUUACUAUUACAACAACUACUGAUACUACAACAAUAACUAUUGAUACUGCUACGACAAGCAGUACUACUAUUGCCAAUACAUUAACGUCUAUUGAUGACAUUGAAACAAUUGUAGAUGUAAAUAAUGAAACUGCAACAAUAAUAAGGAGCAAGCGGAUGGUAGAGACAAUGCGAUAUGAAGCAAUUGAAGCACAUUGUAAAUGUAUUGGUAAACCGGAUAUGGAAUGUAUCCGGUUUGAAUCAAUUCCACCAUCACUUGAUAAGAGAUGCAUUUGUACAUAUGAUAAUGAAAUGGAUAUUGCAUGGCCAUGUUUCAAUAUAUCAAUAUGGUACCAAGAAGAAUGUCAUGUGUGCUUUGAAACUGGUUUCUGUGAGCCAAAAGAAGAUGAUCAAAUUCCAAGUGCUAAUUGGCCUUGCUUGUGCCGUAAUCUUACCAUUAAUUCAGUAAGCUUUGAUUUUUAA
Molecule: messenger RNA, 1272 nt
Organism: Loa loa (African eye worm)
Lineage: Eukaryota; Metazoa; Nematoda; Chromadorea; Rhabditida; Onchocercidae
Exons: 5
Coding region: 1-1272 (423 amino acids)
Biological process (GO): sodium ion transmembrane transport
Cellular component (GO): membrane
Molecular function (GO): ligand-gated sodium channel activity
Source: RefSeq, a predicted model, not a curated record